AUGGAGGAGGAUGAGAAUGUUCCUAUUAUCUUAGGGAGGCCAUAUUUAGCACCUAGGAAAGCAUUGAUAGAUGUGCAAAAGGGAGAGUUAAGUCUAAGAGUGCAAGGCGAAGAAGUAGUAUUUAAUGUGUUCAAGGCUAUGACUUAUCCUAAAGCAAGUGAUAAUUAUUUUUCAGUGGAUGUGGUAGAAGAGGUAGUAGGGAGAAGAAAGUUAAUUGAAGAUCCUUUUAAAAUUAGACUUACAUUUGAUGAUGUAGAUGGUGAGGAUAGUGAAGAGGUGUUGAGUUAUUUGAAGUGGAUACAAUCAUAUGAGCCGUGGAAGCAUACAAAAUUUGAAGAAUUGGGCGAGGGACCGGAAAGACCAUUACCAUUGAUUUUAAAGCCACCUGUGUUAGAACUGAAGGCUGUACCGGAACAUUUACGCUAUGCUUAUCUUGGAGAGAAAGAGACUUUUCCGGUCAUAGUUUCAUCAUUUCUUUCGGAAGUAGAGGAGGAGAAGUUGUUGAGGGUUUUAAGGGCUCAUAAAAAUGCUAUAGGGUGGACUCUUACUAAUAUAAGAGGAAUAAGCCCAUCGAAAGUUAUGCAUAGAAUUCUUAUGAAAGACGAUGCUAGACUGACUAUUGAUGCUCAACGAAGACUUAAUCCGACAAUGAAAGAAGUGGUGAGGAAAGAGAUCUUGAUAUGGUUAGAUGCUAGAGUGAUUUACCCUAUUUCUGAUAGUGCUUGGGUAAGUCCAAUACAAGUAGUACCUAAAGAGGGUGGCAUGAGUGUGGUGAAGAAUGAGAGUAAUAAACUAAUUUCAACAAGGACUGUAACAGGUUGGAGGAUAUGUAUAGAUUACCAGAAGUUGAAUAAGGCAGCUAGGAAAUAUAUGUUUCCUUUGCCUUUUAUUGAUCAAAUGUUGGAUAGAAGGAUGCCAUUUGGGCUAUGUAAUGCACCAGCCACAUUUCAACGGUGUAUGAUGGCGAUAUUCUCUGACAUGGUUGAGAAAGGGAUUGAAAUUUUUAUGGAUGAUUUUUCGGUUUAUGGGUCUUCUUUUGACAAGUGUUUGACUAAUCUGGAGUUGAUUUCUAAGAAAGGCAUUGAAGUGGAUCGGGCCAAGAUUUCUACGAUCGAUAAUUUUCCACCUCCAGUUCCAGUUAAAGAAGUGAGGAGUUUCUUGGGCCAUGUGGGGUUUUAUAGAAGGUUUAUCAAAGAUUUCUCCAAGGUCUCGAAGUCGUUGUUGGCCAUAGUGUUUGCCUUUGAUAAGUUUAGGCCGUACUUGAUUGGGAAUAAGGUGGUUGUUUACACAGAUCAUUCUGCGAUAAAAUAUAUUAUGACCAAGAAAUAUUCCAAGCCUCGUCUUAUUCGGUGGAUUUUGUUGUUACAAGAAUUUGAUGUGGAAAUUAAGGAUAAGAAGGGCACAGAGAAUUUGGUGCCUGAUCACUUGUGUAGAUUGGAGGUUGAUGAGGAUUCUCUUGAUAAAGAAGUUCAGAUUAAUGAUGCUUCUCCUGAUGAGCAGUUGUUUGAAGUAAGUGUUUGUAAAGAUGUUCCAUGGUUUGCAGACUAUGUAAAUUUUUUGGCUGCAAAGGUUAUACCUCCUGAGAUGACAAGGCAACAAUUGAAGAAAUUAUAUUCGGAGAUGAAGCACUAUUAUUGGGAGGAGCCUAUUCUGUAUAAACAUUGUCCUAAUCAAGUUAUUAAAAGUUGUGUGCCCGAAGAAGAGAUGUUGUCAAUCUUGACUCAUUGUCAUACGUUGCAUUGUGGCGGUCAUUUCGGAGGAACAAGAACAAUAGCGAAAGUAAAAGCUGCAGCAACUCCUACUUGUUAUGGGAAAGAGGUGUUGUUUUAUCAUCCAAUUGCGAAUGGCCAAGCCGAGGUGUCUAAUUGGGAGAUUAAAGGUAUCUUCGAAAAGACUACAAAUACGUCACGUAAAGAUUGGUCAAAGAUGCUCGAUGAUUCACUUUGGGCUUAUCGCACUGCAUUUAAAACUCUGAAUGGUAUGUCACCAUAUCGAUUGGUGUUUGGUAAGGCAUGUCACUUACCAGUGGAACUUGAGCACAGAGCUUACUCGGCUGUGAAAAAGUUAAACAUUGACCUUUUUAUGGUGGGACAAAAUAGGCUUAUGGAGUUAAACGAGCUUGAUGAAUUAUGA
Humulus lupulus (European hop) is the source of this 2133-nucleotide messenger RNA. RefSeq lists its product as uncharacterized. The coding region runs from base 1 to 2133 and encodes 710 amino acids. Gene Ontology annotation, molecular function: nucleic acid binding. The record is from RefSeq and is a predicted model, not a curated record. NCBI's taxonomy places the organism in Eukaryota, Viridiplantae, Streptophyta, Magnoliopsida, Rosales, Cannabaceae. The transcript has 5 exons.